Haliotis rufescens (red abalone) is the source of this 3147-nucleotide messenger RNA. RefSeq names its product cytochrome P450 4F4-like. Gene Ontology annotation, molecular function: monooxygenase activity; heme binding; oxidoreductase activity, acting on paired donors, with incorporation or reduction of molecular oxygen. The transcript is spliced from 12 exons. NCBI's taxonomy places the organism in Eukaryota, Metazoa, Mollusca, Gastropoda, Lepetellida, Haliotidae. Bases 117 to 1646 code for a protein of 509 amino acids. The record is from RefSeq and is a predicted model, not a curated record.
UAUUAGCAGACGACCCGCAAUGUUUACGAUUCUGCCAUGAUAAAUAUCAGACCGUACAAAGUCCGAUGAUGUUGAUGUAGCUGUCAGUGCAAAGCUCCACCAAACAGAGCGCCGCAAUGUCAGUGUUUCUCACUGUGACAGUUUCGAUCGGCUUUUUCUCCGCCAUCAUCUACGCUGCCAUCAAGUUGGCCCAGAGUGUAAUCCGCUUCAGACGAUACGCUGAUGCUGUUAAUAAGUUUCCACAGAGCAAGAAAAAUCCGAUAUGGGGACAUCUUGGUGAUUUUCCUGGACCCAAUGAAGAAGGUUUAAAGUUCCAGCGUGAAAUGACAGCACAGUUCCCUACAUGCUCACUGGCCUGGUUGGGUCCGUUUCUUAGCAUGCUGAUCGUCAACCAUCCAGACACUGUGAAAUCCAUCUUGAAAACAUCAGAGCCGAAAGCCUCCCAGAUCUACAACCUGAUUCGUCCAUGGGUUGGUGAUGGCUUACUACUGAGCAAGGGAAGCAAGUGGGCGAGAAACAGACGCAUGUUGACGCCAGCCUUCCACUUUGACAUCCUCAGACCUUACAUCAAUGUGAAAAACAGGGCUGCAGACAUCCUUCUGAGCAAGAUACAAAGAUUCUCAGAGCAGGACAAGUAUUUUGAAGUAUUCACGGAGGUCAGUCUGUUCACGCUGGACGUCAUCUUGAAAUGUGCCUUCUCUUAUGACACAGACUGUCAGAACAUCGGAACGAAUCAUCCCUAUGUGAACGCAGUGAACACACUGUCCCACCUGGCCACAGACAGAUUUUUCAAGCCAUGGCUGCACAAUAAGUGGGUGUACAUGCUGACACCUGCCGGCCGCCAGUUCCGGAAGUGUUGUGACCUGGUCCACACCGUGGCGGAGGACAUCAUUGAAAACAGGAGGAGAGCCUUGCUGUCCCACUCGGUGGAGCAGGAUGUGGUCAAGAGGCGGCGCUGCAUGGACUUCCUGGACCUCCUGCUGACUGCCAGGGACGAUGAUGGGGAGGGGCUGACCCCACAGGAGAUCCGCGAUGAGACGGACACCUUCCUGUUUGAAGGUCACGACACCACCGCUAGCGCCCUCUCCUGGGCACUGUACUCACUAGCCGAACACCAGGAGUGCCAGGAGGCAGUCUACAGAGAGGUCGACGACCUCAUGUCCCGCAAGCAAAACACCGAUAUCGAGAUGGAGGAUCUACCACAGCUGCCCUUCCUGACAAUGUGUCUGAAGGAGAGUCUCCGACUUCACACUCCGGUGCCCUUCAUACAAAGGGAGAUAACCCAGGACAUGCAUGUUGAUGGCCAGGAGGUGCCCAAGGGGACUAUCGUCAGUGUAGUCAUCUACAACCUGCACCAUAACCCUACAGUCUGGCCCAACUCGCUGGAGUUCCAGCCAGAGAGGUUUGCACCUGAAAAUGUUGAGAGUCGAGACCCCUACUGCUUCGUACCUUUCUCCGCUGGGCCAAGGAACUGUAUCGGCCAGAACUUUGCCAUGCAUGAGCUGAAGAUUGCCCUUGCUAGGGUGAUACACAGAUUCCGCCUGGAGUUGGACAAGAACCAUACCGUGAGGAAGAAGGAGGACCUGGUGAUGAGAGCCGAGAACGGAAUCCGGAUGAAAGCCACGCCCAGGGUCAAGGUCACUUAAGCCUAAAACAUGUUGUCAGUCAAGGUUUUGUUUAUCUUACAUAUUCCUUGAUUGCUUGUACUUAAAGGGGGUCUGUGCUCCCGAGUCAGACGCCCACACUGGAGCUGGGCUUGACAUUAUAAAUAGUGAGUGAAACUGUGACAUUGACUAUGUGUAAAUGGAUGUACAUCCCAUAAUGUAAUUAACAAAGUCAGGUUGGAAUUACCUGCUCAUGCUGGGGCUGCCAAUUUGCCCCUGCCUUGUCUCCCUUUACGGAUUUAAUCAUGGAAGUAAUUGUGUUGAAUCAGACCAAUUCCAGUAUAGAUCUGAUACUGAUAUAUAGAAUACUAAGAACAAAUCCUAUCUGGGCUUGGUUUUAUUGUCAUCCUGAAUGUAUUAUUAUUGUUAGUGCCAUACAGCAGGGAGGAAAUCUGUCCUUUAAAGACCAGGCUACCCAUCAGAGCAUAUGAUAUGGCUGGGAUAUUUCCGACAGCUGCAUUUAACACCAAUCACUUCACUCUUGCCAAACAUAAGAGUUAUCUCUGCUAGUCAUUAUAAUGUGAACAAACGGCAGCUCCUUAAUUUUUCUGAGUGUUUUUGCGGCAAGGCUAAAGCUAGGAUAAAUACAGAUAUAUAUUACGAGUGUGUUUUCGAAGAAAACAUGUCAUAUAUCAGGAAUAAAAAUUGCCAGUCUUCCAUGAUAUAUCUACUUUUAUUUAAUAUAUGAUAUUUACGAUUCAAAAGCACGCUUGUUUUGACCAGGAUAUGUAACAUGGUAAGACUAUGAAGAUCCGGGGUAUAAUACGUCUUCAGCAACCCAUGCUUGCCAUAAAAGAGUGGUCAGGCUCGCUGAUUUGGUUGAUGCAUGUUAUCGAUCCCAUUUGCGUGGAUCGAUGCACAUAUUGUCAAUCACUGGAUUGUCUGGUCCAGACUCGAUUAUUUACAGACCACCGUCAUAUAGCUGGAAUAUUGCUGAGUGCGGCGUUAAACAACAACCAACCAACCAACCAACCUUCACCCAUGUGUACGUCCUUCUGUUGGCAACCAGGGAGAAACUACCAGGUGCCCUGACCAAUGAGUGCCCAGAUUACAGCGACAGUACUUCCGUGCAUGGCCUUAUGGUCAAUUGCUCCACAGGUUACUUCAACUUAGGGUAAUCGAAGGCUUUGCUCAACAUUCACUGCCUCAUAUCAUUAGUUGGCUAGUGUGAGUAUGGUUUUACGCCGCUUUUAGCAAUAUUCCAGCAAUAUCACGGCGGGGGACACCUGAAAUGGGCUUCACACUUUGUACCCAUGUCGGGAAUCGAACCCGGGUCUUCUGCGUGACGAGCGAACGCUUUAACCACUAGGCUACCCGACCGCCCCCAUUAGGUGGCUAACACAGACACAAUUAUGUCCAUGUUUGUUUUAUUUUGUUUUUGUUUAACGCCGCACUCCAGUCAAUGACAGCGGUCUGUAAAUAAUAUUCUGGACAAAACAUUUCAGUGAUUGACAUAAAGAGCAUCGAUGUACGUAAUUGGGAU